UUUAAAAAGGCAAAAACAGGAACUCUCAGAUUGUGACUUCCCCACCUCUUGUGCCAUGGGUUGUUUAUUAGGAUUGGGGUGGUUCAUUCUUUUCAUAGCUGUUAUUUCCACAGAGGCUCAUAAGAGGCCCCCUUUAAAUAUCACCUCUAAAUGUCUGGAGAACGUGAUGCGUGUGGAUGUUGGUCCGCUUGGAGGCAAUCUUCUGAAAAUUACUGCUGUCAUGAAUAACUCAGCCAUACCUCUUACGCCAAGUUUAGCCUCUCAGUGUGGCAUCAGUGUGAAGAUAGACCUGCUUGGAAAUGCCUUGAUUUAUGCCUCACUUCAAAACUGUUUUGCUCACAAUGUGGAUGAUAAAGAAUUCACAACAAUGUUACUGCUUCAACUGCAUGGAAACCAGUUGUUUGAAGAUGAGGUGUACCAGGUGGUUAAAACCUGUCGCUACAGUCCGUGGGCCUCCAGGGAAAUCAUCUGUGACCACAACUACAUGGAGGUGUCUGUGACGAGGGCAGCUCCAGAUGACUAUAGCCUGCCUGAACAUCCCAUGCGGCGGGGCAGCCCAGAGUUUGCUUAUUUUCGACGAGGUGUGGAGGUUAGAGGAGCUCGUAAACGCCCUCUAGAUGCAGGAUACAGAAUCACAACUGUUGUGUUCUUCACACCUGAGGAGAGGCCUAUGAAGGUGACUGAGGCCCACCAGCGAGGAUACGGGGUAGGAAACACUCCCACGAGACUGGUUCUGCGAAGUUCAAAGACUGGUCUGGCAACGUACACCCAAAUUGUAGCAGGGGUGCCCAUGAAGGUGUUCAAAACCUCAACAGUCUUUGAGAAGCAGUGGCUGGCCACUCGAAUUGCUGCAGCAGCUGCUUGCCCCUUAUUAGAUGGUCACAGUGUUUCCUUCACUCCCACUAUGAUCACCUGGCGCCUGCCCCAACGCAUUGACCCUCUAAUUUCCUCCAGCCGAGUUCAACUCUUGGAGGUGCACAUGGGAAUCAACGGUCAGAGGCUUGAUCCUGCUCAGAUAUCGGCCAGGCUGUCUGCCGACGACUCGUACAUCAUUGUUCAGAUUCCUGUUGGGGCUAAUGGUGGAUACUUUAAGAGCCAUAUUCAGCAAAAUCGGUAUCUUCUCUCUUACACAAUCGAACCAAUGCUGGAGUUGCUUUGGACUGAAGCUACUGGAGAAGACACAAGAUACAAAGUCUUGUUUCCCAUCACAACACCACUAUUGUCACUGGAUCCUCAAGUUUUUGACAAUACUGUUCCCAAGCAGCAAGUGUUUAGGAUGGUGCUUGGGCAUUUUGGCCCUGAUGUGGCACUAAUAAACAUUACCUUCCCCUCUGAGGUUUUGACUAUGGCACAGUGCUAUGCCAGAGGCUUUAACAUCAAAGAGCAAAUGUCCUCUAACAGCAGCUUGAAGGCCUUUACACUUGAAGUGCCCUUCACAGACCCUGCUGUUCUACAAAUGAGGGGGAUGGGAUUUACAGUCUACUCUCUUCACCUGACCUUUGGUUUGCUGGUGCUGAAUGAAUUUGCUCCAUUUUCUCACACUGCUUAUCUGGAAGCCACUAUAGAAGACAUGGUUCCUCCUUCUGUCUCUGGAGGCUGUGACUAUCAGAAUUUUUAUGUCCUUGUGAAACAUGGAACCAGAGAGUUCAAAUUUCAGACUAUGGUGGGAAAAAGACUGCUGACCCCAGGCUUGGCUCAGAAAUAUGACCUCAUGGAGAAUGGAACGCAUUUCAGUCUCAUAGUGCCGUUUGCUGCCCCUGAUGUUGCAUUUGAGGCUAUUGAGUCAACCUCCAUUAGGACCAGACUUGAUGUGAUCCUCAUGGACCCAGAAACAAACGUGUCCAUCACUGACUUCUCUCUGGGUUGCAGUUUCUUCUCACCACUGACUGAGUGUUUCCCUAAUGGUACCAUGACUGCCCUGGCUGUAAAACUGGAGUCAGUUCCCAGUCUGAACCCCAGUCAGCUCACCCUGCAUGACCCCACCUGUGGUCCAGUCUACAGUGAUGACCGCUAUGCUUACUUUGUGUUCACUGUUAACUCCUGUGGGACUAUCAGAAAGUUUGUACAUAAUGUGAUGAUUUACGAAAAUGACAUCGCUCUGCCAGAUGUCCUUGAAAUGGCGAGCGACGCAAACUCUGAUGAACCAGAAUAUCAGUUUCGGGUUUCAUGUUACUAUGACCUCAACACAACCCAUGCUGUGUCCUUCCACACCAGACCUCGCAGGAGCAAACCAUAUGCUGAAAAUGCAAAAGGCCAGCUGCAAGUGGCAAUGAGACUUGCUUUAGAUGACUCCUUUAAGGAGUUUCACAGGCUCGAGGACUUUCCCAUUGUGAAAUAUCUUCAGCAGCCGCUGUAUUUUGAGGUGGAGCUCAUGAGUUCAACAAAUCCCCGAGUAUCACUGGAGCUGGAGAACUGCUGGGCAACAUUGGCUGAGGACAAGAUGUCUCAGCCCAGAUGGGAUUUCAUUAUUAAUGGCUGUCCAAACACAGACCCAUACCAGGUGGUCUUCCAUCCAGUGUGGACUGAUGCCAGAGUUCGCUAUCCCUCUCACUUAAAGCGCUUUGAGGUCCAGAUGUUUGCCUUUGAAAACCAAGAAGCCUUAAGUCCCCAGCUCUUCAUGCACUGUGAUGUUGUGAUCUGUGAUGCCAGAAAUCCAUUAGGUGGAGUUUGUAUUGGGCAAUGUUCAAACCCAAAGAACAGAAGGAAAGGUAAAAGACAUGAUGAUCCAGAGGAACCCAGUUCCAAGUCAUCUGUGUCACUUGGACCAGUAAUUAUAAGUUGAUUAUAAUAAAGACUUAAUUUU
This is a messenger RNA of Archocentrus centrarchus (flier cichlid), 2803 nucleotides long. RefSeq lists its product as uncharacterized. The record is from RefSeq and is a predicted model, not a curated record. Lineage: Eukaryota; Metazoa; Chordata; Actinopteri; Cichliformes; Cichlidae. The transcript is spliced from 21 exons. The coding region runs from base 56 to 2782 and encodes 908 amino acids.